Calliphora vicina (urban bluebottle blowfly) is the source of this 2172-nucleotide messenger RNA. Its product is annotated as beta-glucuronidase-like. The transcript is spliced from 9 exons. Gene Ontology annotation, biological process: glucuronoside catabolic process; carbohydrate metabolic process. NCBI's taxonomy places the organism in Eukaryota, Metazoa, Arthropoda, Insecta, Diptera, Calliphoridae. The coding region runs from base 41 to 2044 and encodes 667 amino acids. Gene Ontology annotation, molecular function: carbohydrate binding; beta-glucuronidase activity. The record is from RefSeq and is a predicted model, not a curated record.
CAAACGCAUAAAUAUAAAUAUUAAUUUAAAUUUAAAUUAAAUGUUGUGGUUUAACUUAUUCAUAUUAUCGCUCGUAUUAUGUAGCAGCUUGUCGGUUAAGAUAAACAAUAACAAGAAUGACCCCCUUAAGACCAGGGGUUUACUUUAUCCCUUCGAGUCGGAAUCCCGUGAAAUACGUUCACUAGAUGGAAUGUGGAGAUUUUUGAAAUCGAAAGCGAAUAGUUCUUAUCCAAUUGAGGAUUGGUAUAAAACAGAUUUGGAUAAAAUUGAUCAUACGAUUGCCAUGCCAGUUCCCGCCAGCUAUAAUGAUUUGACUACAGAUGAUACAUUGAGAGAUCAUGUUGGUGGAGUUUGGUAUGAACGAAAGUUUUUCGUCUCUCACGAUUGGUCAUUGGAUAAACGGGUUUGGUUGAGAUUCGGUAGUGUCCAUUAUUCGGCAACAGUGUGGUUGAAUGGCAUCGAAAUCGUACGUCAUUCAAUCGGUCAUUUGCCAUUUGAGGUCGAAAUAAGUCAAUAUCUUAAAUAUGGAGCCGAAAAUCGUUUAACGGUUUUAUGUAACAAUACUCUAACACGUUCGACCAUACCGCAAGGAGAUGUUGUAAAAGCAUUAACCGAUUCCGGUAACAGAACAUUUCAGAUUUAUACUUUCGAUUUCUUCAACUAUGCUGGAAUACAUCGUUCAGUUGUUUUGUAUACGACUCCUAAAGUUUACAUCCAAGAUAUAAUGAUUGCAACGGACGUCAAAUUAACUGAGCCCGAUAUUUAUGAAAUGGAAUCAUUUGUGGGACUUAUCAAUUAUACAAUUGCGAUUUCCGGCUAUGAAAGCAAUGAAGUUGAUGAAGAUACAUUAACGACUUCGGCGACGGGUUUAUAUUAUUUACAUUUGCAAUUGCGCGAUAAGCUGGGCGAGAUAGUGGUCAAACAAAACAGCAAAGAAAUGCCGUUUAAUGGCACACUUAUGGUGGAGGACGUUAAUUUGUGGUGGCCAUAUCUUAUGCAUCCGGAAUAUGGCUAUUUGUAUACUUUGGAAGUUUAUUUACAUUCGGCUGAGGACAGUUCUCUUCUCGAUGUUUAUCGCAUGAAAGUCGGUAUUCGUAAAUUGGAUUGGGACAGCAUGAAUUUUCGUAUAAAUGGCCAGGAAAUCUAUCUGCAUGGUUUUGGCAGACAUGAAGAUUCGGAUUUGCGUGGCAAAGGUUUAGAUUUUGCUUUACUCACACGAGAUUUCAACUUGAUUAAGUGGAUUGGGGCCAACGCCUAUCGUACCUCCCAUUAUCCAUAUUCGGAAGAAUCUAUGCAGUUUGCAGAUGAAAAUGGUAUCAUGAUUAUUGAUGAAUGUUCCAGUGUGAAUACGGAUUACUUUGGCUCUGAACUAAUGAACAAUCAUAAAUCUGCAUUGGAACAGCUAAUACAUCGUGAUCGAAAUCAUCCCAGUGUUAUAAUGUGGUCUAUAGCAAAUGAGCCUAGAACUACCAAAAAUCAAUCGGAACCAUAUUUUAGAGAAAUUGUAAGAUAUACAAAAACUUUGGAUAAGACAAGACCCUUGACUGCAUCAGUUAAUGUAGAAAUUGACAAAGAUAAAUUGGCUCAGUUUUUAGAUGUUAUUAGCUUUAAUCGUUAUAAUGCCUGGUAUCGUAAUCCUGGUCACUUGGAUAUGAUUAUAAAAGCAGUUAAAGAUGAAGCUACCAACUGGUGGCUGAAAUACAAUCGACCCGUUCUGAUGUCGGAAUAUGGAGCCGACACAAUGGAGGGUUUACAUGCGUUACCCGAAUAUGUUUGGUCUGAAGAUUAUCAGAUAAUGUUGCUGGGAAAACAUUUUAAAGCGUUUGAUGAAUUAAGAGAACAGAAAUGGUUUAUUGGUGAAUUUGUAUGGAAUUUUGCCGACUUCAAAACCGAACAAACAUUUACCCGAGUGGGAGGCAAUAAAAAGGGAAUAUUUACCCGUAAUCGGCAACCAAAAACAUCUGCCCAUGUGUUACGUAGACGUUAUUACAGUUUAUGCAAUGAGUUUUAUGAAUGUGAGACACCAACUGACUUACUUUUUUAAACACCUUAAAAACUAAUGUUAUCGGUAACAUUAGCUAAGGUGCUUUUUGUAUUUAAGUAUUUAUAUUUAUUAUAAUCAAGCACAAAAAUAAAAUUAUUUUCUACUGGCAUUAAACUAUUUAAAAACUA